Molecule: messenger RNA, 396 nt
Organism: Didymella exigua CBS 183.55
Lineage: Eukaryota; Fungi; Ascomycota; Dothideomycetes; Pleosporales; Didymellaceae
Product: YjgF-like protein
Exons: 3
Coding region: 1-396 (131 amino acids)
Cellular component (GO): mitochondrion; cytosol
Molecular function (GO): deaminase activity
Source: RefSeq, a predicted model, not a curated record
AUGUCUGGAAUUAAGAUCGUUACUACCAAGGAGGCUUGCCCGGUCGCGGGACCUUAUUCCCAGGCCAUCAUCGCCGGACCCCAGGUCUUCGUCUCUGGCCAGAUCCCUGCCGACAAGACCGGUGCUCUGAUCGAGGGCAGCAUCACCGACAAGACCACACAAUGCUGCGAGAACAUCGUCGCUAUCCUGAAAGAGGCCAACACACCUGUUGAGAAGGUCGUCAAGGUCAACGUCUUCCUCGACGAUAUGGCACACUUCGCCGAGAUGAACGGCGUCUUCGAGAAGUACUUCGCACACAGGCCCGCUCGUAGCUGCGUUGCUGUCAAGCAGCUGCCCAAGGGUGUUCCCGUCGAGAUCGAGUGCAUUGCAUACAAUGGUAUGAGCGCGAAGCUAUGA